This is a messenger RNA of Taeniopygia guttata (zebra finch), 6624 nucleotides long. Lineage: Eukaryota; Metazoa; Chordata; Aves; Passeriformes; Estrildidae. The record is from RefSeq and is a predicted model, not a curated record.
CAAGGAGAUGUUCCCAGGGCUGUGGAAACCACAACAGACAGAAGCACUUGAGUUCCUGCCAUGUCCUAAAGACACAGCACAGACUGAAUCCUGAGGUUCUGUCUCAAUCCUUUAUCAUCUCCACCCGAGAUUCCUUCAACAGGCGCUACUUCACUCCUUCAAAUGCUGAUUUUUAAACCCUCUUCCUUUUCUGGAUGUAACAUUUGUGAGUCCUAAGCAUGUGACGCUGCAUCGACCUCAGGUACUCAUGGGCAGACUGGGAUCUUUUAGCUGCCUCCAGGAUCAUGCUGUGAUGUCCUGCAGCCCUGCAGGUGCUGCAGACCCAGUUCAGAGGCAGAGCCCUCAAACACAGUGUUUCCACACCCGCCCUGCUGUGCCACGUGGUGACACAGACUCGGUGACCUCCACUACACCCUCUCAUGAGCUGUACACAGCACAGACAGGAGUUUUCUAUUGUGCAAGUGUCUGCUCCGUCUGGAUUAUUCCACUUCCUCCAGGUAGUCCAAAGAUGACUGCAAUAAAAACCAGCUUCCCUCGUGUUCCCAGGGAGCUGAGUUACCCAAAUCCUCCUCAGCUCCCCACCACACUUCUGCUGCCACAGUGACAGCACCUCAAGGAUUUCCCCAGCCACCUUUAUUCUUCACUCAGCACCUCCACUCCCUCUCACAGCAACCAUUAAUCCAGCCCAGGGAAGCAGCUCCAUCUGUGCUGGCACUGCCACAGCCAGCAAGUGCCAGUGAAGACAAAGCCUCCAGAGCUUCAUUAGCCCCAAAUUAAGAUGCUCCCAGCUGUGGCUGAGAUGGAUCUCAGUACACACUUGCUCCUGCCCCAGUGUUUCAGUGGAGCUGGUGAGUGUGGAUGCUGCAGGAAGUCUGCAGCACGGAUGACUCAUUUGUUAAAUCAAUAGUGAACCAUUGCCCCAGUUUUACUUCACAGUGACGAGUUUCCGGCAGUGGGUGACUUUCAGUAAACCCAAGAUGUUUACUUUUAGUGGCUCCAAGAGUCCCAUGACACACUUGAAACUCAUUACACGUUUCCACCUAAGCCAAACAUUAACCAGAUUGUUAAUCUAAGUCUCCUCAUGAGGAAAACAGUGCAUGUUGUCUUUAAAAUCUGCAUGAAAGCACUGGUAUACAGUAAUGUUUAGAAUAUCCUUUAUUCUGCCUGGCAGAGGACCUGUGUUCAUUAAAUAAAGCUCAGGAUAUUCACAGCAGUGAGCUACAGGAACUGAGCAGACAUUUGAACCUCUGCAGGGUAAAUAGAGAAGAGGCUCAAGAACCCAAACAAUGUGCUACAACUACACACUUUAAUCACUUAAAUCUCCUUAUAAGUAUAUUGAUAUAAGCUUUAGGCAUUAAUUAAUUUGAUUCCACCAGCACCUGAGUUACACCUGAGGGAACACGAGUUCCCUCCUCUCCACUGCUGGAGCUCGUGAGUGUGAGAUCACAUCCAGCACUGCACUGUGCAUUGGUGUGUGGGGCGUGCACAGCACCCAGCAAACUGCACUAGGAGUGCACUAGUCCAGCUGACAGAGCAGUUAGCCAAACCCUGAGCCUGGGGGGUUUGAAGGGCUUGUGCUGAAGCAGCUUUGUCACAGCUGACAGCUUUUCCCACUCUGGAAAGCAAACACAUCCAGGCAGGACUCCUGAGACACACCCUGUUUUCUGCCUCAACAGCUCCCCGUUGGAACCCACACCGGCUCUGAGUCACAGAGCCCUGCAGAAACCUUCAGCCCAUGUAAAUCAGUGUGCCUGGUUCAGGUCCUGUCAGCCGGGAAAACAGUUUUACCUGAAUGCUCCUCCCUCCACAAGAGCAGCAGAGGUGUUUGUGCUGCAGGCCAGGGCACAGGAGAGUCCCUCGGACAAGCCCUGCUUGCUCUCAGGAGCUGUGCUAGACGCAGCAGUAAAUCUGAGGGCUUUUUCAGAGCAUUUUCUCCAGGAGUGCAGUAGAGAGUCACUCACCGUGGCUCUCUGAGUCACACUUCGUUAAGGUGAGCAGUGCCUGACCUUCAGCCCCAUCUGCACCACCCAGUUUUCAAAUUCACCGCCAGCAAACACAGCAGUCAGAGGAAGAGGAGCAAAUCCCAUCAUCCCACAGAGCACAGACACCCUUCCAGCAGAGGCUGGUGUCUGAGUGUCCCACAACGUCCUAGCACAGCCCCAGGCUCUUCACUCUGCUCUGGAGACAGAAACUGCUGAGCAGUGCCAGGCUCACAGUCCCUUUCCCCAGCACCUGCACGGCAUUGCUUCCACCCUGGGCAUGGGGGUGGUCCCAAAGCAGGGUUAUUUCAGCAAAAAACCUUUACAUUACAGGAAUCAGCUCUGAUAGUCUUCCUUUAGUCUGGCCGGACAAUUUUUGCUAUAAAUCAGAGACAAAAGCUUCUAAAUCUGCUGCCAUAAUAAUAUUUCUUUCCUAUAACACGUACUCCUGUGACACAACAGUUCUCCCUGCAGACAGAGGAAACGUGGGUCCAUGUUCCACAGGAUGCUGUGCCAGGGCAGGGAAUAAUUUGGGGCUGGGUGUUGCUGUGGAACUGAGGACCAGCAUUAAGAAUCUUUGUUUCUCACCUGCUCUUUACAAUCUUGUACCUCCUCCUGCAAAUGUCUCAGUUCGGAACGGGAAUGGAAGAAUUGUUUUGUGAGACAGCUGACAACGCAUCAUCUCCUGUUCUUACACCACAACCCCUGACGCCUCUCAUCGUUAUUGCUGUUUCCAGACCCCCUCCCAGCCCGGGAGGGUCGGGCAGGUCCCUGCAGAGCCAGGGAACCCCCUUGUCCCGGCCGGGGGCCAGGAGGAAGCGCUGAGUUCCCAGUUCUGCCUCCUUCCCAAGCUUUCCCCGGCCGCUGUCCGGGUUUCCCUGGAGAGGGCAGCCGAGCACCGCUGAGCUCCGGCGGCUGCUGCGCCACCCCCGAGCCGCGCACGGUGCCCAAGGGGAAGGAGGCAAAGCGGCGUUUGGAGAGGACAGGGUGAUGGACAGGAUUGGCUCGUGAUGCCACCGAAUGAGGGAACUGGGAUGCCAGCAGGAGGGAAAGUGGAGUUCCCAGCUGGAGAACCCAGUUGCUGGUGCUGGGGUAGGGCUGUGGGGUGGCUCUGUGUGUCAGAGCGGGGUAAGGAGCAUCCAAAGGCUGAGGAUCAUGUCUUUGCUUCACCUCCAAGGCUCCCCACUGCACCCUGUAUGGUCUACAUCCAACUGCAACGUGACCAGUUCCUUUGGGAUUUGGGGCCAGCUUGCCUGUCCCCACUGACCGGUGAUACUGUCCCUGGUGUCACCCGGCAGGGAAAGCUGUCCCUGCUUUCCAGCACAACCCAGCCCCCCGCAGCCGUGCCCAGCCCAGGGGGAAGUGGUUACUGGAGGACCACAGCCUCUGCAGCCCCGAGUCCUUCCUGACCACAGGGAAUGUGUAGCUGAAGACUUUAAGGCAUUUUCCUUCCACCUGAAGAGAGAAAAUCACCUCAUUCUUCUGGCAUGAGCUGACUGUGUACAGAGAAAUUCGGGGGUACAGGUGAGGUUUGUGCUGCUCGUGGAGCUGCAGGCACAGACAGCAGAUCUCUGAGCUUGCCCUUAGACCUGCACACAACCAGGUACAUCCACAUCUUUCCACAUCUGCCUCCUAGCUUCUUUCCUCCCCAUACUUUCCCAUGUUCCCAGAGAAAUCAGGAGGAGAACCUGAAUGUCUCUUACCUCCAACUCUGCCAUUACAUGGAGAAAUGAGAGAGACUGGGAGGAUUAUUUCAGCGAGCCAGAGGUUUUGGGUGGUUGUAGAUGUGGCACGAGCAGGCAGCAGAACACAACACCCAGAGGAGAAGGGAGGAAGGAAAGAAAACCUGACACACAUUCUCCAAAAGAAUGUGACAGAGAGCAAGGAAGCAGAGCAAGGAUUCACACUGAUGGAUUUCCAACCCAGGGGAAUAAACCAGAAUGGUUCAACAAACCCAGACGAAACCAGAAGUGCCGUGAGAGGAGAGGGAAGCAGGCACUGUGCACAGCUGCACCAGCUGCCCCGGGAGCCGGAGCAAUGGGAAGCCCCGGAGCAUCUGUGGGGAGAGCAUUUGAAGAAAUGGAGAAGGAAGCAGAAGGCCCUCUGUGAGCUCCCAGCUCCAGGUAACCAGCAUGGAUACUUGCAGGAUACCUGCAAACGCCUCCAAGUGCAGUGGGACCACCAUGCAGUGCUUCAUGGUGCUCAGUACGCAGGCACAGAAGAUAAGCAUUGGCAUCCUGUGUGGCCUCUUUGGGACAAUGUGUGUUUUUGAGAACUCCCUGGUGCUCUACCUGAUUUUCUCAUCCCCUGGGACCAGGAAGAAACCUUCCUACCUCUUCAUCGGCAGCCUGGCCCUGGCUGACAUUCUGGCCAGCAUCAUCUUUGUCUGCAGCUUCGUGAACUUCCACGUGUUCAACGAGGCUGGUUUCUCCAAGGAGGUGUUCCUGCUGCAGCUGGGAGGGGUGAACACGUCCUUCUCGGCCUCCCUCAGCAGCCUGCUGCUCACAGCCCUGGACCGCUACAUCUCCAUCAGCCGGCCCUCGGAGUACAAGCUCCUGAUGACCAGGAGAAGAGCCUGGACAGCCCUGGCAGCGCUCUGGGUGACCUGUGCCACCAUUGCCUGCCUGCCCCUGCUGGGCUGGAACUGCUGCGUGCUGGAUUCCACCUGCUCCGAGCUGUUCCCCUUUGUGGAUGACAAUUACCUGUCAGGCUGGAUCUGCUUCGUCGUGGUCCUGCUGGGCUGCAUCGUCUGCGCCUACGCCCACGUGCUCUGGAGGGCUCGCCAGCACGUGGCCUACAUGGAGAAGCAUCAGGCACAGGCAGGGAAGCAAAACACCCGGAUGAGGAUGGACGUGAUGCUGGCCAAGACCCUGGUCAUGGUGCUGGCUGUCCUCAUGCUCUGCUGGUCCCCCGUGCUCGUGCUGAUGAUCUACAGCAUCUUCGGCAGGCUGAGCGAUCACCUGCGCAAGGUGUUCGCCUUCUGCAGCACCCUCUGCCUGCUCAACUCCAUGGUGAACCCCAUCAUUUACGCCCUGAGGAGCAAGGAGCUGUUCUCCUCCCUGAGGAGGGUGUUCUCCCACUUCAGGAGGCAGCUGAAGGCCGCUGAGGAGAGCCCAGAAGCAGAGAGCACCCACAAGUCCUCCGUGAUAGAGACCAUCUGCAAGGACACGUGCACCAUACGCGAGGCGGCCAUGGCGGCGCUGGCGCUGCUCAGCGCGGCGGCCGCGCUGGGCCCGGGCCUGGCCUCGCCCCGCUACCGCCCGGACUGGGCCAGCCUGGACGCGCGGCCGCUGCCCGCCUGGUUCGACCGGGCCAAGGUGGGGGUGUUCGUGCACUGGGGGGUGUUCUCCGUGCCGGCCUGGGGCUCCGAGUGGUUCUGGUGGCACUGGCAGGGCCAGCACGAUGCCGCCUACGAGCGCUUCGUGCGCCGCCGCUUCCCGCCCGGCACCACCUACGCCGAGUUCGCGCCCCGUUUCACCGCGCACGACUUCCAGCCCCGAGAGUGGGCACGGCUCUUCCAGCGGGCCGGGGCCAGAUACGUGGUCCUGACCACCAAGCACCACGAGGGCUUCACCAACUGGGGGUCACCAGUGUCCUGGAACUGGAAUUCUGUGGAUACAGGGCCCCACCGGGACCUGGUGGGAGAGCUGGGAGAAGCCCUCAGGGAGAGCAACCUCCGUUAUGGGCUGUACCACUCGCUGAUGGAGUGGUUUAACCCUCUCUACCUCGCUGACAAACAAAAUGACUUCAAGACCCAGAGCUUCGUUUUAAAGAAGACGAUGCCAGAACUUUAUGACCUUGUGUUAAAAUACAAACCAGACCUGAUCUGGUCGGAUGGGGACUGGGAAGCUCCGGAUUCCUACUGGAAUUCCACCUCUUUCCUUGCCUGGCUCUAUAAUGACAGCCCCGUCAAGGACACCGUAGUUGUCAACGAUCGCUGGGGCCGGGGCUGCUCCUGCCGCCACGGGGGUUUCUACAACUGUGCUGACAAGUACAGGCCAGGCACCCUGCCAGAGCACAAGUGGGAGAUGUGCUCCUCCCUGGACAGGCUCUCCUGGGGCUACCGCAGCAACAUGAGCCUGCCUGAGGUGAUGGAUGAAAUGAGCAUGAUUGAGGAGCUGGUGCAGACUGUGAGUUUGGGUGGCAACUACCUCCUCAAUGUGGGACCUACAAAAGAAGGGGUGAUUGUCCCCAUCUUCCAAGAAAGACUCCUGGCCCUUGGCAGGUGGCUGGACACCAAUGGGGAGGCGAUUUAUGAAUCCCAGCCUUGGAGGGUGCAGAUGGAGAACACCACAGACACAGUCUGGUACACCUCCAAGGGACCAGUGGUCUUUGCCAUCUUCCUGCUCUGGCCUCGGGACAGUGUCCUGCAUCUGUCCUCGCCCAUUCCAUCCCCAGGCACGCAGGUGACAUUGCUGGGCUUUGCUGGCACGCUGGAGUGGCAGAAGCAGCCAGGGAAAGGGAUGCUGAUAACCCUGCCCUACAUGCUCCCAUCUCCUGUCCCUCCUCAGUCUGGCUGGGUGGUGAAGCUCGAGGGUGUGAAGUGAUGCCUGUGGGGGUACACAGCAUCUCCCACUGCCUCUCUUUUUGAUUGAGCCCCAGAGGAUUUUUAUGUUUCACGUUGAAUACAUUAUUUUUCACUUGA